AUGUGGUCAGCAUCAGGUACUUCAGCUAAGUCAAAGGAUUUAUCAAUUUUGGGAGGAAUUAGUGGAACUGGUAUAACUGGUCGCUCACGUGAUCAAGGAUCGACACAAGCUGGUAUCGCUGGUGGCAGCAGCAGACAACACAGUAAUACAGGAGAUGGUCCAAAUUCAACAUCAAAAGCUGAGUACAGACAAGUGGUUAAAUCGCCUCUAGACCGUUGGUGGUGGCGCUUCGAAUCGCGUCAACCAUAA
Rotaria sp. Silwood2 is the source of this 249-nucleotide messenger RNA. NCBI's taxonomy places the organism in Eukaryota, Metazoa, Rotifera, Eurotatoria, Philodinida, Philodinidae. The record is from the annotation of a GenBank genome assembly.